GCGAUCUACACGGCUGGUAUCCCACGCCCGCUCCGUGGAAUCCUGGCUGCAGGUCUUUCCUGAUGGGCUCAAUCGGCUCGGCUGUCGCCCUCGUCGCACCGGCUUCUUCUUGGUGGAGCCCAGCAGCUUCAAGAAGUACAUGUAUGAGGCGGACGAAGGUCCCAUAAAGCCGCCUCUCGUUCCGAAGGGUCCAGUGGUAGACCAAAGUGGCAAGCCGACUGGCCAGACGCUGGAGAAGUCAAAUGGUGAGAUGCCCAACGACAAGGACCUGGAGCGAGUUCCUCUCGGUGCAAAGGCUCCGCCGGGAGAGUUCCCUCCACCGAAAGGGCCCGAGAGGAUAUCUCACAGCGAUGGGCCCGUCGAGCACAAGAUGGACGAGGAAUCUGAGCAGGCUGAAAAGCAGUUGGAGGAUGAUCUAUCCGACACGGAGGACAUGGACGAGGGGGAUUUGAAAACUGCUGAAGCCAAUAUGGUGGAAGACGAUGGAGGCAGCUGA
This is a messenger RNA of Symbiodinium necroappetens, 496 nucleotides long. Lineage: Eukaryota; Dinophyceae; Suessiales; Symbiodiniaceae. The record is from the annotation of a GenBank genome assembly.